Molecule: messenger RNA, 517 nt
Organism: Manis javanica (Malayan pangolin)
Lineage: Eukaryota; Metazoa; Chordata; Mammalia; Pholidota; Manidae
Gene: NDUFA7
Product: NADH:ubiquinone oxidoreductase subunit A7
Biological process (GO): mitochondrial electron transport, NADH to ubiquinone; ATP synthesis coupled electron transport
Cellular component (GO): mitochondrial inner membrane; respiratory chain complex I
Source: RefSeq, a predicted model, not a curated record
UUUCCUCUCGCGAGACUGUAGGCUCGCUUCCCAGCAGCCCUCGCGCCACAGACGGCGCUGGCGCCCUUCAGGGCGGUCGGAAGAUGGCUUCCGCCACUCGUUUCAUCCAGCGGCUGCGGAACUGGGCGUCAGGGCAAGACUUGCAGGCGAAGCUGCAGCUGCGCUACCAGGAGAUCUCCAAGCGAACGCAGCCUCCUCCCAAGCUGCCCGUGGGCCCCAGCCACAAGCUCUCCAACAACUACUACUGCAUGCGUGAUGGCCGCCGAGAGUCGGUGCCACCCUUGGUCCUUGUGUCCUCGCAGAAGGUGCUGGUGUCGGGCGAGCCAGCGGGCAGCUCCGCUGCAGCUGCUGCUGAGAGGGAGGCCGCUGAGAAGAAGGCAGUGACGCCGGCCCCUCCCAUAAAGAAGUGGAAGCUGUCGGAGGACCAGCCUUACCUGUGACGCUGCCCUCGGCCACCUGCAGCCUUUGUCUCCUGGGAUUCCCUCUGGGGACAACAUGACCUAAUUUAUGACAAAUA